UGACGCAGACGCGCUCAACGACCGUUCAACGCUGAUCAUUCGUCUUUCAGUGCCCUUAAACUUGAAGUUGUAGUCAGUUAUCAUGUCAUCUCACGUUCCAGGAUUUUCAGCUUUGACUAAACCGGGUUUAAUACCGGGUUUCAGGCUUUCUAAAGAUCGGCUGAUCACCAUCGUUCCUGUUGCAGUGGCCGCAGCUGUGAGUACAUACCUGGUGACGCGCUACUUCAGCGGGCAGAGCGGUACAAAAAGCAGAGUCAACCAGACGAUCAACAAAGACAGCCCUAAAGUAGUGCACAGCUUCGACAUCGAAGACAUCGGCAACAAGGUCGCCUACUGCCGAUGCUGGAGGUCCAAGAAGUUUCCCUACUGUGACGGUGCACACGCCAAACAUAACAAGGAAACGGGUGAUAAUGUCGGACCACUGAUCAUUAAGAAGAGAAAUGCUUAAAUCUGGAGAAGUCCGCCCAAGAAAUGCAACUGAGAGUGUUUGUGUGUGCCAGUAAGGCAGAGUAACCCAAAAUGAAUUAAAGGAUUAGUCCAUUUUCUUAAAAAAAAUCCAGAUAUUUACUCACCACCAUGUCAUCCAAAAUUUUGAUGUCUUUCUUUGUUCAGUCGAGAAGAAAUUGUGUUUUUUGAUGAAAACAUUUCAGGAUUUUUUUCACUUUAAUGGACCCCAACACUUAACAGUUUCAGUGCAGUUUAAAAUUGCAGUUUCAAAGGAUUUCAAAUGAUCUCAAAAAAGGCAUAAGGGUCUUAUCUAGUAAAACGAUUGUCAUUUUUGGCAAAAAAUAAAUCAAUAAAAAAUAUGCACUUUUAAACCACAACUUCUCUUCUUCCCCCGGCUGUGUGCAAGCCAGCGCGACCUCACGUAAUCGCGUAAUGACGUAGGUCACAUGUUACAUAUAUGAAAUGCACAUUUGCAGACCAUUUUAAACAAUAAACUGACACAAAGACAUUAAUUAGUACAGGGGUGGGGAACCCUGGUCCUGGAGGGCCAUUGUCCUGCAGAGUUUAGUUCCAACCCUAAUUAAACACACCUGAAAAAUCAAAUUAAAGUCUUCAGGAUUACUUGGAGACUAAAUUCAGGUGUGUUUGAUUAGGGUUGGAACGAAACUCUGCAGGACAGUGGCCCUCCAGGACCCAGGGUUACCCACUCCUGAAUUAAUAUCAUUCAACAUACAACAACGUCAGAACGGUCCUUUUUCUCCACACUUGUAAACACUGGGGCGUAGUUUCGAUACGUCAUCCAUGACCUCUUGACGUGAUGACGUAUUGCGUGACGUCCCACUGGCACGUCACAGGACCGGAAGAAGUUGUGGUUUAAAAGUGCAUAUUUUUUAUUUUUCUUGCCAAAAAUGACAAUCGUUUCGCUAGAUAAGACCCUUAUGCCUCGUUUGAGAUCAUUUAGAGUCCUUUGAAACUGCUAUUUUAAGUAUUGGGGUCCAUUAAAAUGAGAAAAAUCCUGGAAUGUUUUCCUCAAGAAACAUCUCGACUGAAAAGAGAAUGACAUCAACAUUUUGGAUGACAUGGUGGUGAGUAAAUUAUCUGGAUUUUUUUUUAAGAAAAUUGACUAAUCCUUUAAACUUGAUAGCCUUACAAAAAAAGGUUAAUCCAAGUAUACUGUAAAUCCAGUCAUACAAAUGUUUUUUACAAAUUGAAAAACCUUGCUGUAAUUCUCUUAAAACAUACAGAUGUUCAUUUCCCUCCUUCAGACCGAGGACUUCUGCAAACAUAGAUAGAUGUACUGUAUUUCCUGUAACUGUGCUGAGGUUUCAUGCCUGGUUGCGUUAUCUGCCUCAACACGACACAUACUGUAAAACCCUUUAAAUCGACACUAAGGUGACUUUGAGUUUUAGGGGCUGGGACAGAGCUAAAAGCGCACAAUGUUUUAUAAAAGUCUGUGUUUGUGUAACUCUAGUCGUAAAACUAAAUGGUUUCCUUUUCAAAUGUGCCAUUUGCAUAAAUUCUCUAUCAUGGUGUUGAAUUAUCAUUUGCCAAAUGUAUAAAUGAAUAAAUGCAAUUUGAAAUUGGUCA
This is a messenger RNA of Paramisgurnus dabryanus, 2034 nucleotides long. The record is from RefSeq and is a predicted model, not a curated record. NCBI's taxonomy places the organism in Eukaryota, Metazoa, Chordata, Actinopteri, Cypriniformes, Cobitidae.